GUCAGGCAGGUAGCGCGCGCGCGGCUCUGAGCUUUACCCACAUAGACGGCUAUAUGUACGCGAAAAACUCCUAUAUGUAGAGUGUGAUAUAUUGACAGCAAAGCGCAAAUGCAACGUUCGUACAAUAUACGCGUGUGUGACAGGUGGGAGAAAACGCAGUUAUAAAAGUACCUGCUGGCUUCCGCGCGAUUCGGUUUAUAAUCAUUAACAACAAGUGUGUCGCGACGAAAACUUUGGGGACGGAGGAUAAUAUUAUUAGAGAUUAAUUAUUUUUUUUUCGGCCGAGAAGUGAAAUGUACCCCCGAUAUUAGUCAACUCUCAUGGGUCGAAAGCUUGCGUGAUAUAUAGACAUAUAUAACAACAUCAGUGUGGUUUUGGUGCUCCACGGCAAUUACUGCUACUUCUUUUUUCUAAAUUGUUCCUUAAUUUGGUGACAUUGAUUGUAUAUUUGCGAGGAAGGACAGAAAAUUGUCUGAUUGUGUGAUACGAGACUGUCAAAAUUGUCGUUUUGAACUUUUAAAAUUAGACAAAGUGUUUAUUGAGCAUCAUGUCGAAGAAAUGGCUGGAAGAUCCGGACAUCCGUCCCAGAAAAGUUACCCCCGUCGCCCCCGAGGACGAGGUCGUGAUCAGCGGCAUAGCCGGAAGAUUUCCCGACUCCAACAACUGCAACGAGCUCUACGAGAAUCUCAUGAAUAAGGUCGAUCUGGUGACCGAUGACGAUCGCCGAUGGAAAUUAGAUCAUCCGGAGAUCCCGCAGCGCACGGGCAAGAUCAACAACGUCGAGAAGUUCGACGCGCUCUUCUUCGGGGUGCACUUCAAGCAGGCGCACACCAUGGACCCGAUGUGUCGCAUGUUCCUCGAGCACGCCUACGAGGCCCUCAUCGACGCUGGCGUGAAUCCGCGCGCGAUCCGAGGCACCAAGUGCGGCGUCUUCGUCGGGGCCUGCUUCUCCGAGUCCGAGAAGACCUGGUUCUACGAGAAGCUUCAGGUCAACGGAUUCGGUAUCACCGGCUGCGCCCGUUCCAUGUUGUCCAACAGGAUCUCGUACUGGCUGGGUGUGACCGGGCCGAGUUACACGAUCGACACGGCCUGCAGCUCGAGUAUGUACGCCUUCGAGCACGCUUACAGGGCCAUCAAAGAGGGUCUGUGCGAUACGGCCCUGGUGGGUGGGGGCAAUCUUUGUCUGCAUCCGUUUGUGUCUAUGCAAUUUUUCAAGCUCGGCGUACUGUCUACCGACGGCCGCUGCAAGACCUUCGACGAGUCGGCCAACGGCUACGUGCGCAGCGAGUCCAUGGCCGUGGCCUUCCUGCAAAAGUCCAAGGACGCCAAGCGCAUCUACGCCACUCUGGUCCACGGCAAGCUCAACUGCGACGGCUUCAAGGAGCAGGGCGUCACUUUCCCAUCGUGCCGCAUGCAGACAGUUUUAUUGAAGGAAUUUUAUCUGGAGUGCGGAAUACCACCCAAGGAGGUGGAGUACAUCGAGGCUCACGGCACCGGCACCAGAGUCGGCGACCCCGAGGAGGUGAACGCCAUCGACAGCGCCCUGUGCGAGGAGCGCACCAAGGAGGAUCCCCUGCUGAUCGGCUCGAUCAAGACGAAUCUCGGCCACACCGAGCCCGCGAGCGGCAUUGUGUCGGUGGCCAAGGUCAUCAUGUCCAUGGAGACCGGCGUGAUACCGCCCAAUCUGCACUUCAAGACGCCGCGUCAGGACAUCCAGGCGCUCGUCGACGGACGCAUCAAGGUCAUCGCCGAGCCGACCCGUUGGAAGGCUCGCUACGCCGGUAUCUCGGCCUUCGGCUUCGGUGGCGCCAAUGCCCACGUGCUCCUCAAGUCCAAUCCCAAGCUCAAGGUCAACAGGGGCGCACCGCGCGACGAUCUGCCGCGUCUCGUGGCCAUCACCGGUCGUACCGAGGAGGCGGUCGACGUCAUCCUGAAAGAUCUAGAAAGUAAACCGGUGGACGUCGAGUACGUGAGACUCCUGCACGACAUCCACUCGGACGAGAUCAACGGCAAUCUUUAUCGAGGUUACACCAUUCUGCCGGCCAAGGGUGUCACCGAGAAACCCAUCCGAGAGAUCCAAGCGGCCGCUGGCUCCAAGAGACCCAUCUGGUUCGUCUUCUCGGGAAUGGGUUCUCAGUGGCCCGGAAUGGGCGAAGCGCUGCUUCAAAUACCGAUCUUCGCCGAGGCCAUCAAGAAGUGCGACGCCGUUCUCAAGCCGAACGGCAUCGACAUCUAUCAUGUGAUCACCAACAAGGAAAAGACGGCUUUCGAUAAUAUCUUGAACUCGUUCGUCGGUAUCGCUGCCGUGCAGAUCGGUCUGGUCGACAUCCUGCGAGCGAUCGGUAUCGUCCCCGACAACAUCAUCGGCCACUCGGUCGGCGAGCUGGGCUGCGCAUACGCCGACGGCUGCUUCACCGCCGAGCAAAUGAUCCUCUCGGCUUACUCCCGUGGCAAGGCUUCCCUGGAGGCCAACAUAAUCCGCGGCUCGAUGGCCGCCGUCGGCCUCGGCUACGAGAAACUCAAGCCCAUGUGUCCAGCCGACAUCGAGAUAGCCUGCCACAAUUCCGCCGAGAGCUCGACCGUCAGCGGUCCCGCCGAGGCGAUGAAGGCUUUCGUGGCCGAUCUCCAGGCCAAAAAAAUCUUCGCCCGCGAGGUGGCCUGCAGCAACAUUCCGUACCACAGCAAGCACAUAGCCCCGGCGGGCGCCAAGCUCCUCGAGUAUCUGAAAAAAGUCAUUCCCAAUCCGAAGCCGAGAAGCGAGAAGUGGCUGAGUACCUCGGUGCCCAUCGAGAAGUGGGACACCAAGGCGGCCAAGUACUCCUCGCCCGAGUACCACACGAACAAUCUGCUGAGCUCGGUCCUGUUCGAGGAGACCUCGGCCUUUAUCCCGAAGGACGCCAUCACCAUCGAGAUAGCCCCACACGGACUGCUCCAGGCCAUCAUUCGUCGCUCGCUCCACUCGAGCGUCACCAAUAUUCCACUGACUCAGCGCGGACACGCCAACAACACCGAGUUUCUCCUGCAAGCCCUCGGCAAGCUCUUCAACGUCGGCCUUCACUUCCAGCUGGACAAGCUCUAUCCCCACGUCCAGUACCCGGUGAGUCGCUCGACUCAGAUGAUAGCACCGCUGAUCAGGUGGGAGCACUCGGACGACUGGUACGUGACCUCGUACAAGUCCCAGCAGAAGAUCUCGUCGGGCGAGAGGACGGUGAAGGUGGCGCUGAGCGACGCCGAUUACGAGCACAUGGCCGGUCACGUGAUCGACGGAAGAAAUCUGUUCCCCGCCACGGGCUAUCUGAAUCUGGUCUGGGAGACGCUGGGCAUGAUGCACGGCGAGCUGCACACCGAGGUCUCGGUGGUGUUCGAGGACAUCAAAUUUUUGCGCGCCACCAAUAUCCCGAAGGAGGGUGAGAUCGAGUUCACGCUCAUGAUACAGAAGGGCACGGGCAGAUUCGAGGUCGUGGAGGGCGGCGUCGCCGUCGUGACCGGUCACGUGCGUGUCUGCAGCAAUCCCGAGGCCGAGAAGAUCAACGUCGACUUCGGCUCGCUUAAGCAGGAGGAGGAGACCAUGAGCAGUCGCGACGUGUACAAGGAGCUGAGACUCCGUGGAUAUCACUAUUCCGGACUGUUCCGUAGCAUCAAGAGCUCGACGGUCACCGGCUCCUACGGCCACAUCUCCUGGGCCAACAACUGGGUCGCCUUCAUGGACAACAUGCUGCAGAUGCAGAUUCUCGGCGUCGACACGCGCGGCCUCUUCGUCCCCAUCUCGAUCAAGAAACUCGUCAUCGACACCAAGGCCCACCUCGGCGACUUCAAAUUCGGCGAACUCGAGAAAGACUUGCCGGUCUACACGGACAAGGUCUACGACGUGAUCGCGUGCGGCGGCGUGGAGAUUCGCGGUCUGCAGGCGAGCGCGAUCGCCCGCAAGAAGCCCGCGGGCGAGCCCGUGCUCGAGGAGUACAGAUUCGUCGCCCAUCACGACCGAGCCAGUCUGACUCUGCGCGAGAUCUCGCGGCUGUCGACGCAUCUCUGCAUGGAGAACAACUUCGGCGUGAAGGUGAAGACGGUCGAGCUGCUGGACAUCGACAACGAGGUAUCGCCGACGGAUCUGCUGUCGCCUUGGCUUGCCGAGGCGUUGGGCGAUAUGCCGUUGAUUCAAGCAGAGGUUACGAUUUAUGGACCGAAAAAAAAACUCGAGGCUGGAUCUCUCCCUUCGAACGUGUUGAUAGGAGACGUGAAAAAGAUAAACCCAGAUUUGAAUGCUCUACUGGCGAUCGGUCACAAUUUAUUGACCAAAGAAAAGGCCGACGAAUUGGCGAUGCUUCAGCAAUCUCUGAAAGAAGGUGGCUUCAUUCUGACCCGGGAAUCGGCACAAGUGAGAAAUAUCGACGAAUUGGCUAAAUCUCAUGGUUUGGAUGUGAUAUUGGAGAAAUCGUACGGAAAGGAGAUAUUCAUGCUGCUGAAAAAUCGUACGAAGGUACCGGAAAAAACUGUCGUCGUACAGGUCAAUAACCAGAACUUCGAUUGGGUCGAGAACAUGAAGAAGACGAUGCAGCAAGAAUCCGAAAAUCCAUCAACGAGGAUUUUGUACGUGGGUCAAGGAGACUUUGAAAAUGGUCUGAUGGGUUUGGUAAACUGUCUGAGACAAGAACCGGGCGGUGAACUGGUCCGUGGCCUUCUCAUUCAAGACCCGAAAGCUCCGCCGUUCUCGCUCACGAAUCCCAUGUACGCGCGCCACUUGGACAAGGACUUGGCCGUGUCGGUGCUGCGCGAGAACGGUGUCUGGGGCUCCUACCGUCACUUGCCGCUUCCGACGCCCAAGCGGGAACCGGUCAGACACGCGCUGGCCAGUCAGCUGGUUCGCGGAGAUCUGUCGUCGUUGGCUUGGCUCGAGGGCCCGAUCCAGAAGGGAUCCAGGCAUCCGGAUCUCGUCAACAUCUUCUACGCGUCGAUCAAUUUCAAAGACGUCAUGCUCGCUUCCGGUAAACUAGCCAUCGAGGCGGUCUGCAAGACCAGACAAGAUCAGGAGCACGUCAUCGGUAUCGAGUACAGUGGCAUCGAUCAAGCCGGCAAACGCAUCAUGGGAAUGAUACCCAGUCGAGCUCUGGCCAACGUGGCCAUCGCCGACCGACAUCUGUCCUGGGAAAUUCCGAAAUCCUGGACUUUGGAGGACGCCGCUACGAUACCGUGCGUCUACGGUACCUGCUACUACGCUCUAUACGUCAGCGGUAAAAUGAAGAGAGGCGACAAGGUGCUGAUUCACGCGGGCUCCGGUGGCGUCGGUCAAUCCGCCAUCAAUCUGUGCCUGCACGAGGGCUGCGAGGUCUUCACCACGGUCGGCACCCCGGAGAAGCGUCGCUUCAUUCGCGAGCACUUCCCCCAGAUCCCCGAGAGUCACAUCGGCAACUCGCGCGACACCAGCUUCGAGCAGAUGAUCGCCCGAGAGACCAAGGGCCGAGGAGUGGAUAUCGUGCUGAACAGCUUGGCCGAGGAGAAGCUUCUGGCUUCCGUCAAUUGUCUGGCGUGGGGUGGACGUUUCCUCGAGAUCGGAAAGUUCGACUUGUCGGCCAACAAUCCACUGGGUAUGCAGGCGUUCUUGAAGGAGAUCAGCUUCCACGGGGUGAUGUUGGACGCCGUUUUUGUUAGAGAGAAGGAAGAUAAGCAGGUGGUGCAGAAGCUGCUCGAGCAAGGCUUGAAGAGCGGAGCGGUCAAACCUUUAGUCAGAACUGUGUUUGAAAAAGAUCAAAUUGAAGAAGCUUUCCGUUACAUGGCUGCUGGAAAACACAUAGGCAAAGUCGUGAUUAAAAUGAGAGAGGAUAAUGAGGCAAAGAGCGAAGUGGCCUUGGCUAUACCGCGCUAUUACUGUUUGCCAGACAAGAGUUACCUCAUAUUGGGUGGUCUCGGAGGAUUCGGUCUUGAACUUGCUGACUGGCUGGUUCUGAGAGGAGCCAAGAACCUCGUCGUCACCUCUCGCAGCGGAGUCAAGAACGGCUAUCAGCGCAUGCGCAUCAGCUUGUGGGAGAGCUACGGCACUCGAGUGGUCGUGAUCGCGGGCAAGGACGCCUCGAAGCGCGACGACUGCCAAGCCAUACUCGAGGCGGCCAACAAAGUCGCGCCCCUGGACGCCAUCUUCAAUCUCGCCGUGGUGCUUCAGGACGCCCUGUGGGACAAUCAGACGGCCGAGUCGUUCGAGGAGUCGUUCAGGUCCAAGGCUUGGGCGACCAAGAAUCUCGACCUGCUGACGAGGAAGCUGUGUCCGGCCUUGAGAAACUUCGUCGUGUUCUCGUCGGUGUCCUGCGGUCGCGGUAACGCCGGUCAGACCAAUUACGGUAUGUCCAACUCGGUGAUGGAGAGGAUCUGCGAGAGGAGAGCCGCCGAGGGACUGCCCGGCUUGGCGAUCCAGUGGGGUGCCGUGGGCGACGUCGGUCUGGUCGCCGACAUGCAGGAGGACAACAAGGAACUGGUCAUCGGUGGAACUCUGCAGCAGAGGAUAUCAUCUUGUUUGCAAGAGUUGGACGGAUUCAUGCGUCAAAACAAGCCUGUGGUGGCGAGUAUGGUGGUCGCGGAAAAACGAGCCGGUGGUUCGGGAGCGCUGAACGUCGUCGAUACAGUCCUCAAUAUUAUGGGUCUCAAGACUCUGAAGGGUGUGAGUUUGAACACGUCUCUCGCGGAACUCGGCAUGGACUCCAUGAUGUCCGUGGAGAUCAAACAGACCCUGGAACGAGAAUUCGAGAUAUUUCUGACGGCCGGCGACAUCAGAAACCUGAACUUCACCAAGCUCAAGGAGAUGUCGGUCGACAGUUCGGCGGGCGAAAACGCCUCGGACUCGGACGGCCAGGCCGAGGGCGAAAUUCUCACGGGCAUGAAGCUGCUGGUGCGUCUGAUCGGCGACGGCGAUCUCAAUCCCGAGGUCUGUCUGAGGCUACGCACGAAGGAGGAGACGGGCCAGGGUGAAAUUUUCUUGGUGCCCGGUAUCGAGGGCGUGGGCUCCGUUUUCACCAAUCUGGCGCCCAAUCUCAAAGCUCCGGCCACGUGUCUACAGUUGGGCCUGAGCAACGCCGCUCACGACUCGGUUUACGACAUGGCGAAUCAUUUCUUACCCCACGUCCUCGACAGAAGUAAAGGACGAAGAAACUUCGUUAUAGUAGGUUACUCGUUCGGUUCGUUGAUCGCCAUCGAAAUCGUGAGAAAACUCGAGUCUCAAGGAAUGAGCGGCCAAUUGAUACUCAUCGACGGAGCGCCAGAUCAGUUGCAGGUCAUAACGAGCAAUCAGAUAACGGCCAACAGCGACGAGGAACUGCAGUCGCACACAUUGAUGGCUAUGAUCAAUAUCGUUCAUCCGGACAAUAGUUUACAACUCAACGAUGAUUUGGCGAAAUGCAAAUCGUGGGAAGAGAAAAUCCAAGCGUUCGUUAACCGGUGUCCAGCCUCAAAAUUAUCCAUGACGGUCGAGAAUCAAAAGGCACUCUGCUCGGCCAUUUACAACCGCAUCAGGGCAAUUGAAAAUUAUACCAAUAGCAAAGUGAAGCCGAUCAAGUCACCGAUCACGCUGCUAAAACCGACUUUACCGAGUGUCAGAAUGGAUUUCGAGGAUUACGGAUUAUCGAAGCUGACCACGGACAAAGUGCAAGUUCACUACGUGCCGGGCAAUCACGUGACCAUGCUGGACAACGAGAAAAUAUCCCAGGCCAUCAACGGAGACUCCAUAGAGGACGCGCAAGCGUUCAAAAAUACCAUCAUGGAUAAGUAAACAAAAAUAAAAAGGAAUUCAGCAUUAUACACCGUAGUAACCAACGUAGUUAAAAAAAAAUAUUGAUAUAAACUAGGAACCAAUAAUGUAAUUCUUGAAGAUAAUCAAGCUCAAAAUGACAGUAUGAGAACUGUGAAUUAAUCAAUGCCGACUAUAUAAUAAAUGGUCGACGAUAAAGCACUUGUAAAAAUAAUGAUUAAACUUAAAAAAAGCAAUAGACUAUAUUUAUAAGCGAUUUUUGAUCGUUCGGAUCAGCGUUUGCUAUAAAACAUUUUUGGAAGGGUACAUUUCACAUUUUUUAUCACAAUAAGCGUAACGUGUAAACAUAUGAGUAAUAAACUAAGUAAUUUUUAGUA
Molecule: messenger RNA, 8106 nt
Organism: Trichogramma pretiosum
Lineage: Eukaryota; Metazoa; Arthropoda; Insecta; Hymenoptera; Trichogrammatidae
Product: fatty acid synthase-like
Exons: 13
Coding region: 548-7750 (2400 amino acids)
Biological process (GO): fatty acid biosynthetic process
Molecular function (GO): 3-oxoacyl-[acyl-carrier-protein] synthase activity; phosphopantetheine binding; oxidoreductase activity
Source: RefSeq, a predicted model, not a curated record